AUGAGUCCUGACUAUACGCGGUCCCACCAACAACCAGUGAACAUAGAUGACAGAGUACUGAAAGGGGAUGCGACCGCACAGAAGCUAGAGAAUGCUACUUUGAAAGCAGAGUUGGGAAACGCGUCAUGGAAACUCCUACACACGAUGAUGGCGAAAUUCCCCGACAAACCCACCGAAGACGAUAGCGCAGCCCUUAAAUCAUACAUCCAUCUCUUUGCUCGACUCUAUCCUUGCGGAGACUGCGCGCGCCAUUUCCAGAAGAUAUUAGCGAAGUACCCGCCCCAGGUGACAUCGCGGUCGAGUGGUGCUGCUUGGGCCUGUCAUGUGCAUAAUGUGGUCAAUAAAAGAUUGAAGAAGCCGGCGUUUGACUGCUCAAAAAUCGGGGACUUUUAUGAUUGCGGGUGUGCUGAGGAUCCGGUUCCUAGCAAGGGAGUGAAGGUAACGAAGGAUAGUUUUACGCCUUUGACUUUGGAUGAUAAGGAGGGAUUGACCAGGGGCGGCUAA
Venustampulla echinocandica is the source of this 504-nucleotide messenger RNA. RefSeq names its product Sulfhydryl oxidase. NCBI's taxonomy places the organism in Eukaryota, Fungi, Ascomycota, Leotiomycetes, Helotiales, Pleuroascaceae. The coding region runs from base 1 to 504 and encodes 167 amino acids. The record is from RefSeq and is a predicted model, not a curated record. Gene Ontology annotation, molecular function: flavin adenine dinucleotide binding; flavin-dependent sulfhydryl oxidase activity. The transcript is spliced from 3 exons. Gene Ontology annotation, cellular component: mitochondrion.